This is a messenger RNA of Gekko japonicus, 2339 nucleotides long. It is a transcript of the gene HSPA12A, whose product is annotated as heat shock protein family A (Hsp70) member 12A. The coding region runs from base 149 to 2161 and encodes 670 amino acids. The transcript has 12 exons. Lineage: Eukaryota; Metazoa; Chordata; Lepidosauria; Squamata; Gekkonidae. The record is from RefSeq and is a predicted model, not a curated record.
AGAUCUGGGGGAGAAGCAAUUGCUGCAGGAUUGCCGCACACCCGAUGGCUGCGGCUGCAGAGUGAGCGGAGCGCUCCUUCCCCUCCCGGCUGCUCUCGCCUCCCGGAGCUGAACGAUAGAGCGGAGGGUGCCGCAGACGCCUCCAGCCAUGGCGGGGACCGAAGGCGUCACGGCAGAUGGAGCCCCAACAUCUGCCUAUGCUUCUCCAGCCAGGAGUCUGGGAGACCCUGGAAUAACACCACUGUCUCCAUCACAUAUUGCGAAGGACUCAGAUGCAAAUGAUGCAGAGGAACAAUCAUUUCUUGUCAUUGUGGCUGUUGAUUUUGGGACAACUUCCAGUGGCUACGCUUACAGUUUCACCAAAGAACCAGAAUACGUUCAUGUCAUGAGGCGAUGGGAAGGAGGAGACCCUGGGGUGUCCAGUCAGAAGACACCAACAACUAUCCUCUUAACUCCAGAAAGAAAAUUCCACAGUUUUGGUUAUGCAGCCAGAGAUUUCUAUCAUGACCUAGACCCUAAUGAAUCAAAGCACUGGUUGUAUUUUGAGAAGUUUAAGAUGAAGCUGCACACAACUGGAAAUCUCAAUCUGGAAACAGACCUGACAGCUGCAAAUGGAAAGAAAGUCAAAGCACUUGAAAUAUUUGCUUAUGCUCUGCAAUACUUUAAGGAACAAGCAUUAAAGGAGCUGAGUGAUCAGGAAGGUUCAGGGUUUGAAAAUUCUGACAUACGAUGGGUCAUCACUGUGCCAGCUAUCUGGAAGCAGCCUGCAAAACAGUUUAUGAGGCAAGCUGCAUAUAAGGCAGGAAUGGCAACCUCUGAGAAUCCUGAACAACUGAUAAUCGCCCUGGAGCCAGAGGCAGCAUCAAUCUAUUGCAGGAAGCUCCGCCUUCAUCAGAUGAUAGACUUAAGCAUCAAAGGACCUGCCAAUGGUUAUAACCCCAGUGACACCAUCAGCACUGGCUUUACUCCAGCUAAAGAACAUAUACGGCGUAACCGGCAGAGCCGCACCUUUUUGGUUGAAAAUGUCAUAGGAGAGAUCUGGUCCGAGUUGGAGGAAGGUGACCGUUACAUAGUGGUUGACAGUGGAGGAGGAACAGUUGAUGUGACUGUCCACCAGAUCAGAUUACCAGAAGGACACCUGAAGGAACUCUACAAGGCAACUGGAGGGCCACAUGGUUCCUUAGGCGUGGAUUAUGAAUUUGAAAAACUCCUGUGUAAAAUAUUUGGAGAAGAUUUCAUUGAGCAGUUUAAAAUCAAACGUCCUGCAGCCUGGGUGGAUCUGAUGAUAGCGUUUGAAUCUCGCAAGAGGGCAGCAGCUCCGGACCGGACUAACCCACUCAACAUUACUCUGCCUUUCUCAUUCAUUGAUUACUACAAGAAAUUUCGAGGUCAUAGUGUGGAGCACGCCUUAAGGAAAAGCAAUGUGGAUUUUGUGAAAUGGUCAUCACAAGGAAUGCUGAGGAUGAGUCCAGAUGCAAUGAAUGCCCUCUUCAAACCCACCAUUGACGAAAUCAUAAAGCACCUCAGUGAUCUGUUUGAAAAACCAGAAGUUACUAAAGUGAAAUUCCUGUUCCUGGUGGGUGGAUUUGCUGAAGCUCCACUACUACAACAAGCUGUCCAGGAUGCUUUUGGCUCAAAAUGUCGAAUCAUCAUUCCCCAGGAUGUAGGGCUUACAAUCCUCAAGGGAGCAGUCUUGUUUGGUCUGGAUCCUGCUGUCAUCAAAGUGCGCCGGUCUCCCCUAACCUAUGGCGUAGGGGUCUUGAAUCGGUAUGUGGAAGGGAAGCACCCUACAGAGAAGCUGCUGGUUAAAGAUGGCACGCGCUGGUGCACCGACGUCUUUGACAAAUUCAUCUCUGCUGACCAAUCGGUAGCUCUUGGUGAGACUGUGUCACGCAGUUACACUCCUGCCAAACCUUCGCAGCUGGUCAUUGUGAUCAAUAUCUACAGCUCAGAACAUGAUAACGUCAGAUUCAUAACUGAGCCAGGAGUGAAAAAGUGUGGUACCCUCCGUUUGGAUCUCACUGGAACGGAUAUAUCAGUGCCAAGCCGGAGGGAGAUCAAAACGCUUAUGCAGUUUGGGGACACGGAGAUUAAAGCCAUGGCAAUUGAUGUUGCCACUUCUAAAAGUGUCAAAGCUGGUAUUGAUUUCCUAAACUACUAAUAUUCCUUCCCUGCCCACUGCCUAUUAUUUCAGUGUCCAAUUCUGUCAUUUUUCAUGUGUCACCAAACAGACUUGAAUUUUAGCUAGACUGAUUAGGAUAGCCGUUAAAAAGGAACAUGCCAGGCUUUUUGUUCUUGUUGUCCUUAAAAUGAUCUUUUAAGGAGUCUGAAUACACAGU